Molecule: messenger RNA, 309 nt
Organism: Trypanosoma conorhini
Lineage: Eukaryota; Euglenozoa; Kinetoplastea; Trypanosomatida; Trypanosomatidae
Exons: 1
Coding region: 1-309 (102 amino acids)
Source: RefSeq, a predicted model, not a curated record
AUGACGUUGCGUCGACUGCUCAAGCGUCCAAAGAUCACCAAUGCCCAGAUGCUCUUGAUGCGCCGCCGGGAGCCGUACAAACCGACCAUGAAGGAUCGCCAAGAAAUUGGAAAUCGUGAGAAACUUGAGCAUUUUGAAAGGAAGAACGCGGAAGGGCUCAUGUUUGUUCCAGAAACGGCCCUGCCACCGUGGCAGAGGUCUCUUGCCAUGAAUGCCCGUGUGAAGGCGUCGAGUAUGAAUUUUAGAGGGUUCCGCGUGCGUGUGGUGGACAAGCAGGAUGAGCCGGGCUUCCCAACCCCAUUUCGUUGA